UGUUGCGGACUGCAGGUCACUAUUUUACAGGCUGCCUUCCUGCAUCACAUAACGUCUAGACAUGAGAGUGCAGUUCAUCCUGAGACCAUGAGUCAGGGCUCAUCUACACUCGUUCGUUAGAACAUUAGAAAUGCAUUAUAAAAAUGUGACACUAGAGGGAGCUGCAGAGCAGUGAGACUUCGACGAUGGAAAAACCGCACUGAGAGUUAUAUAACAUUAUAGUUAAUAACGUUUUUACAUAUCAGUGUAGAUCCAGCCAAGGAGCAAUGAAAAGAGUGCCUCUGAACUUAGAUGGGGUCACCUCCUUGCAUCGCUAAAGUCCUAGCUGAGCUCCUGCAAAUCCUUGUUUGGGGAAGGAGUUUUGGGGUCAGAAGGCAUUUUCCCUUUGCAAAACAAAUGCAGAAUGAAACAAACAGUAAUUCUAUAUUGGGGAUAAUUAAAUCAGGGAGGAUAAAGUGGCUGAUGUGGGGAAGAGCUGUGGCGUACGAUGGACGGAUCUGGGCGGAUAAAACAUGCCCAGCACCAAGUGACUUUCAGUCUCGCCUGAUAAUCAUUUUUAUUGGGUUUGGGUUUUGUCACCCUGUUGGCUUUCAUUUGCUGCAAGAGAUCCAGAGGCUUUUCCUAAAGGUAUCUAUUCUGAGAAAGAGGCAUCACAUUACACACAUCCAGCCCUAGGAGCCUUUCCCAGACCAAGACUUUGAGAACAGCAGAGGCAGCUGGGAAGAGAGAAGAGGAGUUCAGGGGUGCAUUAUUAUUUUUUAAAAUUAUAAGUUAUGCGCCCUUGUUUCUCCAUUUGAUCCUUUUACAUGGCUUUGCGGUAUUUUAUGCACUGCGACUUGCCAUUACUUUUAUUGAUUAUACCUUAGCAAUUCUUUAUUGUAACUGAUAAGUGUAAACCAUUUAAUGAUUAUUUGCUGAUAUUUAAUUUUACUGUUUUAUAUUCUAAUGGAUUGUUGAAUAUUGUUUUAUUUGAUAUAAGUUGUUUAUUUUAAAGUUAUUGAGACUUUUUUUGCAUUGGAUCAGAUUGUUAUUAUCUUUGCUGCCUAGUUUGUGGUUUCUUCAGCUUGUAAACUGCCUUAUACAGUGGUACCUCAGGUUACAUACACUUCAGGUUACAUACACUUCAGGUUACAGACUCCACUAACCCAGAAAUAGUGCUUCAGGUUAAGAACUUUGCUUCAGGAUGAGAACAGAAAUUGGGCUCCGGCGGCAAGGUAGCAGGAGGAGGCCCCAUUAGCUAAAGUGGUCUUCAGUUUCAGGUUAAGUACGGACCUCCGGAACGAAUUAAGUACUUAACCCGAGGUACCACUGUAUAUAGUAAUAUAGAAUGGCAGUAUACAAAUUAAAUGUGAAAUGAAAAGAAAAUUCCCCCUCACCUGCCCCACUUAGGGAACAUUAUAUUGCAUGGUGAAGUGUGAUGCUCACAUCCUGAGAAAACCACAACAAUAAUGAGUGGAUAUGCUAUAUGGAAUGUGGUUUCACUAUGGCUCCAGGAGGACAAAGGCCACAGAAUACUCUUAAUUUCUUGAUUCAGGAGUUAGGCGCCCCUGCAUGUUUUGAGCAGAGCUCUUAGUCAAGGGGCAAAAGCUAAUUUGCAUCAUUACUUAUCACUUAGGGUGAUUUAACGAGGGCUUUUAAGAGCAAACACAGCAGGUUCUUUGCAAGUGGUUUAAGCCCAGAUUUGCAAAUUGCAUUAGAAACCUACACUCCAACGAUUUGUAGGGAGUUUCAGCUGUCAUGUCAUCCCUUUCCCUUCAUGCAUUGGACAAAAUGUCUGCCUUUUUACAAUUUUAAAAAAAUAAAAACAGCACUAGUAUGUUUAUUUGUUUACAGGUCUGUUAUUCAUCUUGUAAAAACCUAAAUAGAUAAGCAUCAACAGACAUAAAAGAGGCAGAACCUCUCUGAUGAUUGGCUGGGGCGGCUGGGUGAAGGAGAUGUGUUUGUGAUGUCACAGGUACUAGCCAAUUCAGCUGUUCCUUUCCACCCAGCCCAGAAUGCCCACACUGCUAACUUGUAGAAGUGUGUUGCAAGAGCAAUUGGGGUGAAAAGGCUACAUUCAUACUGAACACAGGAAAGGCACUUUCAAACCCGUAGCUCGAAACAUAUUGCUGCAUGCCACCCCAAUCUCCGAGAGCUGCAAGAUUCCAGGGCUCAGUCUCCUUGGAAUGAGGGACAGCGGAGACAGUGGUGUCUUUAUGAUAUAGUGGUACCUCUGGUUAUGAACUUAAUUCGUUCCGGAGGUCCGUUCUUAACCUGAAACUGUUCUUAACCUGAGGUACCACUUUAACUAAUGGGGCCUUCUGUGCCCCAGUUUCUGUUCUCAUCCUGAGGUAAAGUUCUUAAUCCAAGGUACUACUUCCGGGUUAGCGAAGUCUGUAACCCAAAGUGUUUGUAACCCGAGGUGUUUGUAACCCGAGGUACCACUUUAUAUGGUUCCUUUCAACACUCCCUUCCCUCUUGUGUCUUUUCCUUAGUGUCUUUUCCUUAGCUGGAGCGUUUUUUUGCUCCUCCUUUUCUUCUAAUUUCUCUCCUCAUUGCUUUAGUCUUCCUGUCUCCUCUCCUUGCAAGUUCACUAUCUUUACCUCCCCCUUCCCAGGCAGCCUCCUUUAUUGCUAGCGUCCCUUAUCUCGCUCCCGAUCACUUGCCGAUCAGCGGCUUUGUUUCAACACCCACUUUCCUCUCCCCCCCCCAAAAAAAGCAUGAUUUGCUUUUAGCCCCUGGGCAAUUUGGCUCCAGCAACCACGCAUUCGCUCCAUACGAUGCACAGACAUUUCCCCUUACUUUUUAGGAAGAAAAAAGUAUGUCUCAUGGAGCAAAAAAUAUGGUAUAUACAAUCUGAGCCUAUGAUGGAGGGGCUCACAGCAUUAAAGUCUUUCUCCUCCCAUAGCCACAGCCUUGGAUUCAAGCAGAAACCAAACAUGUCUCUCCCUCUCAGGCUUCUGUCGGCAGCCUGAUUCUAGCCCAGCUCUCUCUCACACCUUUGGCCCUUGUCCUUCUCACCGACAGUCAGGUGAGGGAGAAGAGCCCACCCAUUUGCUCUCUGGCACAAAGCCACUUCCUUUGUUACCCUAAUGACCCAUAUUAGGGAGCCAUUAAUUCACCAUACAGGACGCGGGUGGCGCUGUGGGUUAAACCACACAGCCUAGGACUUGCCGAUCAGAAGGUCAGCGGUUCGAAUCCCCGCGAUGGGGUAAGCUCCCGUCGCUCGGUCCCUGCUCCUGCCCACCUAGUAGGCCGAAAGCACGCCAAAGUGCAAGUAGAUAAAUAGGUACCGCUCCGGCGGGAAGGUAAACGGUGUUUCCGUGCACUGCUCUGGUUCGCCAGAAGCGGCUUAGUCAUGCUGGCCACAUGACCCGGAAGCUGUAUGCCGGCUCCCUCGGCCAAUAAAGCGAGAUGAGCGCCGCAACCCCAGAGUUGGCCACGACUGGACCUAAUGGUCAGGGGUCCCUUUAAUUCACCAAGGAAUUAAUGCUGGAUCCAAGAAUUAGAAGGGGCUCAGGCAUACAGCCUACCCCCCCUGCCCAAACUCACAACACUCUCAUAUUUACAGUUAUCUUAAUUGUCCAUAUUCUAGCAACAUUCCUGCUUAUAUUCCUUCAUACAAAGCAUGAAGGUACAGAUAUCUGGGUUGUGUGGUUCCUUUUUAUUUUUAUACUUUUGUGAUUUUAGAUGGUGUAUAUACACACAUACAAGUGUGCCAAUAAUUACUUAAUUUGUAUGCAGGAUUAUAACAAGCAACGUUAGUAUUAUGUUGUGCGCUGAUGACAUGCAAACACUUCUAUUUCUCCUUUGCCCCUGGAUCUGCACCAGGCGACAACCUCGCGUUCCAAAGAAGGCCUUUGCGAAUGAAUCUCAGAAGGAUUCAAGUGAGAGAAGUGGUGUAAAAGAACAGGAGCUGACGCUGGCUGAGCAAUCACUCAUCACCAGCUCUAUUGAGAAGCCCGUCUUCCCUUCUGAGCAACCCUUCUGUAUCCUGACGCUCAGGCUGCUACUGGUGCAAGGAGAGAUGAAGAAAGCUACAAUGAGCUUCCCCACGGAGUCCAUCUUUGCCUUCAAAGCUGCCUGCUAUUCUCUCUCUACCUUGUUAGAGAGGAAGAGAAUUGGCGAAAGAGAAAGAGAGCAGAUUCAUCAACAAGCCCAGGCAAUUCUGAAGCCCAGCAGCGAUGAUGCCAGGCAUUCACCAUCCUUCGCCUGCUCUUUGUGAAGCGUUUCAAGGCAGAGGCGCCAAUAAAUCCUUGGCUCGUUUUUCAGUUGCAC
Molecule: messenger RNA, 4257 nt
Organism: Podarcis lilfordi (Lilford's wall lizard)
Lineage: Eukaryota; Metazoa; Chordata; Lepidosauria; Squamata; Lacertidae
Source: the annotation of a GenBank genome assembly